Molecule: messenger RNA, 5936 nt
Organism: Sinocyclocheilus anshuiensis
Lineage: Eukaryota; Metazoa; Chordata; Actinopteri; Cypriniformes; Cyprinidae
Product: tetratricopeptide repeat protein 37-like
Exons: 38
Coding region: 181-4776 (1531 amino acids)
Biological process (GO): nuclear-transcribed mRNA catabolic process
Cellular component (GO): Ski complex
Molecular function (GO): protein binding
Source: RefSeq, a predicted model, not a curated record
UUGCCCUUAAAAUAAGUGUAUUUAUACGACUGUUUAGUUAUUUUUUUGCACGCUUUAAAGAAUAAUUCUCUAUGUCUAAUGACAGCAAGUUAUUAGGCAACAUAACAUACCUAAUGUAAAUAUCCUUUACUGCUGCUGCUUCAUUAACAUCAAUUUUUGUCAAAUGAUUUGAUUAAGAAAAUGUCCAGUAAAGAAGUAAAAGCUGAACUAAAAAGUGCCAGAGAAGCCAUCAAAAAUAAAGGGUUUAAAGAAGCUUUGAAACAUUGUAAGGCUGUUCUCAAACUUGAGAAGAAUAACUAUAAUGCCUGGGUGUUUAUUGGAGUGGCAGCUACAGAGCUGCAGCAGCUGGAUCAGGCACAGACCGCCUACAGAAAGGCCACUGAACUGGAGCCAGAGCAACUGCUUGCAUGGCAGGGUUUAGCAAAUCUGUAUGAAAAAAGUGACCAAGCAGAUUUCAAAGCUGAGCUGCCAAAGAUUUACCAGAAACUUAUUACACUGUAUGAAACCUCAGACAAAGCGAAAUGUUUUGAAGUGAGCAAGAAGUUGGUGGAAGUCUAUCAGUCGGAGAAGAACUAUUUACAGGUGGCCCGAGUGUGGAGGAGGUUAAUCCAGGUGAGGGAGGCAGAGGAAGGGGUGGAGGAUUUAGAGCUGCUGGAGCUGUGGAGGGAGAUGACCAGACUCUUGCAGGACACGGUUGAGGAUCAGGACAAUGAGACUCAACAACACCUGAUAUCAGCAUUUGAAAGAGCUUUGCAAUUGAUGAUAGAUGUGCCCAGUGAAGCCCACAGGAGCCUUUCACAGGACUACAUUAAAUGUCUUUCCAAGCUUCCUCAUGAGGUGGCCAAACUAAAGGAAGUUUGUGAUGCCACGCUGUCCCGCUAUCCGACACACUCCUACCCUCUAGAGGCCCUCAGUGAGCACUACAUCAGAACAGGUGACUGCAGUGAGGAAGCUGCGUGCUGUUUCAGCCGUCUCUCGGAACUGGAUCCAAACAACUCACACGCUCACUUUGGUCUUGGUAUUAAAGCUUGUCAGGAUAAAAAAUAUGAGGAUGCCAUCAAAAGUAUUAGUCUAGGAUUGAAGCGUAUGCGCUCCUCCAUCAUUGGCUGGUAUAAUCUUGCUCUGGCUCAACUAAAAAUGCAUAAAUACUCUGACAGUGCCACAGCUUCCAGCCAAGGGCUGAAGUCGAGUGUGGGGAACUCUGAUGAUUGGACUCAUAAGCUGCAGAGGUUGAAACUAGAGGCUCUGGUAAGGACAGGAAGAGACCAGGAUGCUGAGGAAGCUCUGCAGAUCCUUACACAGAUUUCAGAUGCCAAAAAUGACCCAGUGCUUUUAGCUUUGAAAGGAAGAGCCCACUUGCAAAAAGGCCAAACUGAGGAAGCAUUUCAGGUUUCAGCUGAGCUGCUGAGCUCUCACCCAGGAUCUGUGGAGGGUCUCACUCUGAAGGGGUUGGUGCAUGUUGCGAAAGAACAGCACAAACAAGCUGAAGAAAGCUUUCUAGAGGCUUUAUCCGGUAGCCCAGAUAAUGGGGAGUUGUUCUUCCUGAUGGGGUGCCUGUUCUGGAACAUGGGAGAGGAAAUACGAAGGGAUCGCAGCAAAGCCCAUACACAUUUACUCAAGGCUGCUAAACUGGACCCGUAUCUCGGUUCAGUGUUUCGUUUUCUGGGUCAUUACUAUAGAGAGGUAGCAAAAGAUCAGGGCAGAGCCAGAGGCUGCUAUAAGAGAGCGUUUGAGCUGGAUUCCUCUGAUGCAGAGUCUGGAGCGGCUACUGUAGACCUCAGCAUGGAGCAGGGGGACAUGGACUCAGCUCUGACUGUUCUGCAGUCUGUAACAGAGAGAGCCACUCCUGGCUCUGCUAAAUGGGCUUGGAUGAGGAGAGGGCUCUACCACCUCAAGAUUGGCCAGCAUCAACAGGCCAUUGCAGAUCUGCAGGCGGCAUUGAGGGCAGAUCCUCAGGAUUGGGUGUGCUGGGAAUGUUUAGGUGAGGCUUACCUUAACCGCAGGAGUUUCACAGCAGCCCUGAAAGCAUUCGAUAAAGCACAUACUCUGCAGCCCACCUCCGUCUACAGCCUCUAUCAGACCGCUGCCAUCAAACAGAUCCUCGGCCGGUUUAAAGAGGCCGCUGCAGAGUACAGGCAGAUCUUAGAGCAGGAGGACUACGUGCCGGCAUUGAAAGGUCUGGGUGAAUGCUUGCUAGCCUUGGCUAGAAGUGCACUUGAUGACUAUCUUGAUGGAAGAGCUGUAGAUUUGAUACAGAAUGCCAUCCAUUACCUUUUAAGAGCUUUAAAGCAAAGGCCAGACCUGUCGUGUCUGUGGAAGUUACUAGGUGAUGCCUGCACCACCUCCAGAACUGUGUCCCCAAACCGAGCCAAAGUGCUGGUGCCUGGAGCUCUAUGUGGAAUGGAUCCACUUGAUCAGGGCCAUACACUGGACCAGAGACAGCUCCUCACUCUAGGAGAAAGGUGCUUUGGUCAUGCUUUGAAACUCAUGCCGGAGGCCCCUAGUCUGUGGUGUGACCUUGGCCUGAACUACUACCACCAAUCCAGACUGCUCAGCUGCCUCAAUCCUGAAGAGGAUCAGCAGCCUCUGCUGGAGAAAGCCAUACAGUGUGUGAAGAAGGCGAUCAUGCUCGACAGUGCAAAUCACACAUACUGGAAUGCCCUCGGGGUGGUCUCCAUGGCAAAGGGAAUAGAAAACUUUGCACUUGCACAACACUGCUUUAUCAAAUCGGUAAAAGCGGAGUCAAAUAAUGUGGUUGCAUGGACCAACCUUGGUGCUUUGUAUCUGAAGAAGGGAAAUAUAGAGCUCUCGCAUGAAGCUUUUAAGAUUGCUCAGUCUCUAGAACCCCUCUAUGUGAACUGCUGGAUCGGACAGGCCCUGAUUGCUGAGUCAGUGGGCAGUUAUGACACCAUGGAUCUUUUCAGACACACCACAGAACUGAGCACUCAUACCGAGGGAGUGAAGGGUUAUGCAUAUUGGGUUUACUCCACACUGCUGGACAGGAGCAACAGAGACUCAGAGAUCUACCUCUACAACAUAGUCCAGAUGAACGCUGUCUCUGCUGCCCAGGUGGCUCUGAGCAAGUACACCGAGAGGGUUCAGACAGACCCAGACUCCUUCAUCAUGCUCGGAUACCUGAACACACACCUGCAGCUGAGGAAACAGGCCACUGAGGCAUAUCGCAGAGCUGUCGAGUUGCUUCAGGCAUCCCCUCACACAGAUAAGCUCAGCUUUGCUCUGAGGGGUUAUGGACGUGCACUCAGUGAUGAUGGACAGUGGGAAGAAGCAGUGCAUAUUUAUUCCUCGACACCACUAGAGGAGCUGCAUGAUCUCAUUGGGCUGGCGCUUGCCUAUUUCAGAAUCGGUCGCAUGCCAGAAAGUGUUCAGGCCUAUGAGAAAGCCCUCGCAGUUGCCUCUAGUGAGAAGGAAAAGGCCUGUAUACUCACUGCACUGGCCCUGAUACAGCACAGGCUGGGCAACAUUGAUCAUGCCAAAACUCUUCUCUUCAAGUGCUCCAUGCUGAAAGAGCCUGUCUCAGAGAGUCUGCAGUGUCUGUGUUCUCUGGGUUUGGUUCAUGGGGAUGUGACCCUAGCAAGUGCUACGCUUACUGAGCUGCUAAAACUGGGGGAACGUGUAGGAGGCGCUGUGGAGGAGCACUGUCUGCUCACUUGCACCCUGCUGGCCCUGCAGGGCAACUAUAGUGGCGUACACAGGGAGGCUGCUAGGGCUAUACACAGACCUUUCAAUGUCCAGAGGGCGUUGCUGUACAGUGGAGUGAAUCAACUGGCCUCAGGCCGGCACUCUGGUGAGGACAAAAGACGCAACGCUCUGAAAACAAUCCAGAGAGCUGUGCUGCUGUGCCCAGAUGAUCCUGCUGGGUGGGCGGGGCUAAUGGCUGCCUGUCACACAGAGAACACUGCAUGCUUACUCCAAGGCUCCGCCCCUCACAGAGAAGAUCUGGAGAGGGCGCACAUGACUCUGGUGUCUGAAAAAGUGAAGGGCCUGCAGGCAGAGGAUGGGCUCUUGGCUCAGGCUCUGGAGGGAUGGGUGCUGCAGCAGGCCGUGACUGGACUCAAACAGAGUGGCCAAUAUGACCAGGCAGAGACUCUCUGCUCCCAGGUUCUGAGUGUAUCUCCAGAGCAACCUGUGGUGUUCCUGAUGUUAAGGCAGGUUCAGUGUGAGCGCCUCCUGUUGUCUGACUCCGGUAACUGUGUUCCUCCUGCGGUGCUGGAUCAGCUCAGCGCUGCUGUCAUGGCCAACCACACAUCUGUGUCCGCCUGGCAUUGGUUGGCAGAAGUGUACCGUUCUCAGGGUCUGCUGGCUCAGGCCUCUGUGGCAUAUAGACAGAGUCUUCAGCUGGCCUCUCAGCUCGGUGACAACAUUGGAAAGAUGAGCAGUCUGCUCCGACUAGCCCUGCUGGCACUCAUGCCGUGUUUGGCUGGUGUCUGUGUCUCUGAGUGGAAGGAUCUGGUGUUGGAGGCCAGCACUGAAGUUUUAAAGAUGGGCAGCUCACCAGUAGCUCUGCUCUUCCAAGCCUUACUGCAGUUCUCUAUAAAGAUGGGUGCCAGGGAAACCCGUCGCCUGUUGGAGAAAAUAGUUUAUGCUUCAGCCUCAGGCGGCUCUGAAACAAUAGCAUCAGUGGCACGCUGGUACCUCCUGCGCCACCUGCACGCCAAAGAUGACCUGGAGCUGAUAGAUACUCUGUUGGUGAAUGCAACAGCAGAAGGAGACAGCAGACUGAUGGAUUUCCACAGACGCCUUUACCCAUCCAGCUGAGACAGUCCACCAUCCUCACAUCCCUCAGGAGACCUGCAUUUCACCAUUGUUCUGCUUCAUCUCUUGCACACUGAGCAGUUUACUCACCGAUCAAUGUUUACAAAUCUGAAAGUCUUUACAUGACCAAGUACAUUUCAUUAUGUACGGAUAUAUCUGCUAAGCUAAUUUAAAAAGACACGUGAUCUAUAUGAAUGGCUCUUUUAAUAGCAGUUUAUGGUAUAACUGAAUUAGCCUAUGCUCACUGUAUUGCAAUCACAUGAGCGUUGAUACAUGAAAAAUUACAUUAAUGAUAUUCAUUAUUAUUUUUAUGUGCCUUCCCCAAAGUGACAGUUUUUCGCCAUUAUUAUUAUCACCACAAGGCUCAGCUGACUAUACUAAAUCUACUGCUAUUGCGAUUAUGUAACUCAAAAGAGUCAUUGCUUCGGAUCCAAAAUCACUAUUGGGCACAUUUGAAAGUGCAGCAGUGGGAUAUCUGCUCUUCAGAUUGUCUGUUUAUGGUCAGAGAAACCAAGAAUUCAAAUUAAUUGCUUUUUAUCUGACGCAUCAUUAUCUUUGCCCUACAGAAGCACUGGCAGAACUAAUUAACCUCUGUUUUUCCUCACUGUCAUUUCCAAAUAACUGACUUUACUCAUCUCUGCAGAACUGACCUACGGUCGACUGGGCUGAUUGAGGGCUAUUGAGUCCCAGAAAUAUUAAAGCACAUAUCCAAAACAGAAAAAAAGUGGGAAAUAACGAUAAUUGUUUAUCUUGUUGGGUGUAUUUAUGCUUUGCACGUAUGCAUUGUUGGCUUGGAAACUUAAAUGAAAACAAAGCGAUCUUGUUUGUUUAUUCUAGCAUUCAUUACAAUCAAUACUGGCCUGGGGACGUGCAGACAAACACAGAACAAUUCAUCUUCAUUAUCAUUCAGUAUUGAGCCUGCAUGAGUAUUGUGCUUCUAAUCUUGGAUUUGUCGUAAUUGUACCUUGAUUGAAUUUCAUCAACUAUGAUUGUUCACUCAGAAUCUGAUUUUAAAGUCUGGUCCAGCAAAAAGAGAUUUAAAGGAAAUGACCUCACGCAAGCUGACUAAAUCCUUUUUUUUCAAUCUAGAAAACAAAUGUAGAGCUUAUUUGAUUGUAUUGUCCAUCUGCCCACAUUCUGCUGAAUCAUACUUGGUGUUCACA